Melampsora larici-populina 98AG31 is the source of this 819-nucleotide messenger RNA. RefSeq lists its product as uncharacterized. Bases 1 to 819 code for a protein of 272 amino acids. NCBI's taxonomy places the organism in Eukaryota, Fungi, Basidiomycota, Pucciniomycetes, Pucciniales, Melampsoraceae. The record is from RefSeq and is a predicted model, not a curated record. The transcript is spliced from 8 exons.
AUGGGCCCACUAUGGCUCGUUACAAUGAUUGCUAGUGCAUACUUCUUCCUCAGUUUUACUCUCGGUGAAAACAGUCCUGAUUUCCGGAGUUUGAGUUCUAAUUUCCAUUCACGUCGAUCGAGAAUUGAUCAACGCCAUCUUCAGAGAAGACAAGACCCACAACAAGAGCUGAAAUUGAGUCCACAGGCAUUACAAUCGGCAAGUAAUUCACCUGGAAAGCCCGUUGGCCCACAGGUGCCUUCGCUUACUAGUCCAAACAAUUUUAUCAAUUUUUGCAUAUCAACUCAGGGAAGGGCACACAAUGCUGUGAUCUUGAAUGGCGCUCAAAGCAAGAAUGGUCCCGCCUGUAAUGGAAUUCCAAUGGGGAUGAUACCUGGUCAAGAUAAUUUACCGCAUUGUAGAUUUGAAUCUCCUAAAAACAUGGACAAAUUGCCACCUGGCAAGACUUUCAAAGUGACAUUGGUGAUCAAAAAUCUCAUCACCGGCAGUUUCACAAAUCCGGAGAAAACUUUCUAUUCUGCUCCUACGCAGCUUGAUCCCAAAACUCUGUUCGUGGUUGGUCACACCCACAUUGUGAUUUCACAAGUCCAGAGUCUUAGUUCAAAUGAAAUUCUAGAUCCCUUCAAGUUCAAGUUCUUCAAAGGGGUUGAUGGUGCUGCAGACAAAGAUGGAAAGGUCUCGCUAGAAGUCAAAGAUGGAUUACCAGCGGGUAUCUAUAGGAUCACUUCCUUGAAUAGUGCAUCUAAUCAUCAGCCAAUCGCCGCCCCUUUGGCCCAACGUGGGAGUUAUGAUGAUGCCAUAUACAUCACCGUUCAAUAG